AUGGCUCUUGUGGAAGACGUGUUCCUGUUCACCAACCUCACCUCCAGCAACCAGAGCAGCUGCAACGUGCACAACCACCACUUCUCAACCAAAGUCACCUUCUCCCUUUUCUACAUCAUCCUGCUGGUGUUUGGUGCCUGUGGGAAUGUCCUGGCCCUCUACAUCACCUUCCAGCGCAGGAAGAAGAAACUCAACUCCACCAACCUCUACCUGGUGAACCUGGCCCUCUCUGAUGCCCUCUUCACCCUGGCACUGCCAGGCAGGAUUGCCUACUACAUCCUGGAGUCUGACUGGCCCUUUGGGGACUGGUUCUGCCGGAUCACAGCUUUUAUUUUCUACAUGAACACCUAUGUGAGCAUCUACUUCAUGACCUGCGUGAGCGUGGACCGCUACGUUGCCGUGGUGCGCACCAGGCACCCCGGCAGGAUUCGGAAGAUGAGCCGUGCCAGGGGCAUCUGUGUCCUCAUCUGGUCCUUGGUGUUCCUGCAGACAGCUCCGCUGCUCCUGCGGCCCAUGACACGAAGGAUGGGAGACAAGCUGACAUGCAUGGAGUACUUCAACUUUGAGGAGAUUCCCAAUCUGCCCUACCUGCUCCUGGUGGCCUGCAUGCUUGGCUUCUUCCUGCCUGUGGGCAUCAUCUUGGUGUGCUAUGUGAGGAUCAACCUCAAGCUCUGCCAGACAGCCAAGGAGAACCCGCUGACAGUGAAGAAUGGGCACCACCACAGGGCCUUCACUGUCAUCCUGGUGGUUCUGCUGGCUGUCCUGCUCUGCUUCAGUCCCUACCACCUCAACAUUGUCCAAUUCAUGGUCAGGAAAAUCCUCUACCAGCCAUCCUGCCGUGAGCAGCAAGCCUUCAAGAUGUCCCUGCAAAUCACUGUGGCGUUCAUGAACCUCAACUGCUGCAUCGAUCCCAUCAUCUACUUCUUCGCCUUCCGGGGCUACAAGCGGAGGCUGCUCCGCCUCUUCAGGAACAGCGGCUCCCUGGCCACCUCCUCCACUGCCAAGACCCCCUCGGAGAGCAACAGCAACAGCCAGCCGCCCGGCUCCAGCUCCGUCUAG
Vidua chalybeata is the source of this 1059-nucleotide messenger RNA. Its product is annotated as G-protein coupled receptor 183-like. The coding region runs from base 1 to 1059 and encodes 352 amino acids. The record is from RefSeq and is a predicted model, not a curated record. Gene Ontology annotation, molecular function: oxysterol binding; G protein-coupled receptor activity. Gene Ontology annotation, cellular component: membrane. NCBI's taxonomy places the organism in Eukaryota, Metazoa, Chordata, Aves, Passeriformes, Viduidae. The transcript has a single exon. Gene Ontology annotation, biological process: G protein-coupled receptor signaling pathway.